AUGGGUGGAGCAUCAGGGUACCUACGACAAGAAUUCAGAGAACUUGAAAUACUAGAUCAUAUAACUAAACUAAGAUAUGAUGGUCUACUACCAGGUCACAUUCAAGGUCACCGACGCAAUACUCUAGUUCGUGCUUAUCAAAUCUGGAAAAAGGAUGACUGUCCAAAGCAUGUCCAUGCCGCUAUUAAAUGGUCAAAAACAAAUCCUUUACAGCUGACUGACUAUGUUGAAGACGCUCCCUGGAAACUAUUGACGGAAAAAGAAAAAAAAAGAAAUCAAAACAAUGAGAUUCCAGGUGUGACUUCCACACAGAUACCUAAACAACCUGUAAAAGGCAUAUCGACAUUGACAGAAAAGGCCACAAAUGACCCAUUACCAGAGAGCAAUAUAAAGAAGCCAAAUAUCCCCUAUGAUCAAAUAAUCACACAAAGACAGAAACAACCAAUUGGUUUUAUCUGGAACUCAAGCUACACUUGUGCAUAUGAUGCGGUACUUACUAUCAUUUAUAAUCUGUGGGCAGAGAAAAUAAAUAAAUGGAAUUCAAAACUCAAAUUCAAUGAAAUACUGAUAAACCUAACUGCAAACUUCAAUGAAAUUAAAAAUGAACAAAUGACUAUGGAAGUA
Molecule: messenger RNA, 624 nt
Organism: Gloeophyllum trabeum ATCC 11539
Lineage: Eukaryota; Fungi; Basidiomycota; Agaricomycetes; Gloeophyllales; Gloeophyllaceae
Exons: 2
Source: RefSeq, a predicted model, not a curated record